This is a messenger RNA of Metarhizium album ARSEF 1941, 378 nucleotides long. RefSeq names its product Transcription factor vib-1. NCBI's taxonomy places the organism in Eukaryota, Fungi, Ascomycota, Sordariomycetes, Hypocreales, Clavicipitaceae. The coding region runs from base 1 to 378 and encodes 125 amino acids. The transcript has a single exon. The record is from RefSeq and is a predicted model, not a curated record.
AUGCCCCGAUACGUUGACAGCAAUCCGAGGCCUUCCAAGAGUCCCCGGCACCAAGGCCACCAGUCUGUUCAUAGCAGUAGCUCCAUCCAUAACACGGAAGGUCCAGACUAUCGAUACAGCGCUUUCCGCGGCAUGUCGAACGGCGUUGGCGAUGUCUCACCCGGUGGCAGCGCGGCACCGUCAAGGGACUACUACCCGCCCGCCAACACAUGGUCCACAACUACGGCUGCAGAGCCCAGUUCGAACCUCUCCUAUGCCGGAAAUGACGGCAGAUCUUACCCAGGGGUGUCCUCACUGAAGCACGAGCCUGGCUCGUACAGUAACAGCGCUCGCGGCUCUUUUGAUACAAUGAAUAACUACUCAUGGACAGCUGCUUAA